This is a messenger RNA of Effrenium voratum, 996 nucleotides long. NCBI's taxonomy places the organism in Eukaryota, Dinophyceae, Suessiales, Symbiodiniaceae. The record is from the annotation of a GenBank genome assembly.
AUGGUUUUGGAUGGCGACACCUGCGUUUGUCCUGCAGGAACCUUCUGGGGCGCCGAGAUGUGCGAGCCCUGCGACAGAGGCUGCGCCACCUGUGGUGGAUCCGCUCAGAAUUGCACAUCCUGCCGGGAGGACCAUGGCAAGUUCUUGCAAGGCUCCUCCUGCAUUUGCCCUGAUGGGGAGUAUGAAGGGCCUGAAGGCCAUUGCCUUCCUUGCGCGGGGACCUGCAAGACCUGCGUGGGGAAUGCAGAGACGUGCACUUCCUGCCACGUGCCUCACAAGCGCAACCUUGUGAACAGCACCUGCCAGUGCCCUUCUGGCAUGUACGACGCCAGCGGCACCGACGUGUGCCAACCCUGUGACUGUCCUUGCAAGGAGUGCCGUGGCAGCGCUUCGAACUGCAUCGACUGUCAUGGAAAGGCCCAACUUGUGGAUGCAGCCGAAGGCAAGACCUGCGCCUGUCCGAAUACGACCUUCUUCGUGAAGCCACACGAAGAAGAUGGAGGCUGUGGGCGCUGCAUGGAAUGCUCCACCGGGGGCACCUGCAGCACCUGCAGAGACAGCCCACGGAUUUGCACAUCCUGCAGCGGCUCCCACUUCCUCUUCCAGGAGUCCUGCCUGGGCACCUGUCCGAGCAACUCCCUGGCGAAGGACAACGAGUGCGUGCCCCUGGUGGGCUCCAUCGUUAGCUUUAGCCGCUCAGUGACCUCCCGCGUUCGCGCUUGCCCGUCUCUGUGCAGUUCCGCGCCAUCUCGAAUGGAGCAGGCCAAAUGGGGCUGUACAGCGUGGACAAAGGCAAAUAUCUCGCUCUUCUCGCUGAAGUUGUGGACUUCAGCCAGGAGCUUGGCUUGGAAGCAGCGAUGCCGGUCUUCGCGCUUCUUCAGCCGACCGUUGUGGCACGCCCGACCUUUGCCUCGCGCACGCUCUUCUAUGGUCACUGCGAUCACCCCAUCUUGGAUGAGACGGAGUGCAAGAUGGCUUCUGCCCAGCAGGGGGUGA